CCUUAGGCGUCUUGCGGCCCGCUCCCUCCCCUCGCCUGCUGCUCUUUGCAACCCCAGCAGCAGGGAGCGGCUGCAGCCUUCCUCACCACGCCGCCGACUCAUUCGCUUCCAGCCAGGCUGUCCCUCCCCCUUGGGCUCUCACAGCGCAACACGGAGGCACGGCUGCAACCCUAGCCUCAACCUCGCUUGCGCGCACACACACACACACACACACGCCUAGACACACAGAGCUCAGUGGCACUCGCAGCACAGCAGCGGCCGCCUCCACCAGGCAUGGCACUGGGCUCUACCUCACUAUGGCAGCAGCAGCGCGACACAGCACCCUGGAUUUCAUGCUCGGCGCCACAGCCAUGCCACCUUGCAGCGAUUACUGCCUGCCCCCCUCCCCCUGCCACGCAGAGAAUGAUAAAGAUAAAGAUCUGCUGGAAACUUUGCAAGUAUUGGCCCAUUACCUGUUGACAGGAGAGGGGCGCACUACAGCUGAGCUGAGCCUACUAAUCCGAGCUGAUUGUAAUGCCAUUUUUAAAGGUCUACAGUCCAUCUUCCAAGAGCAGGGAAUGACAGAGACUAUUCAUAACUGGGAAGAUCAUGGUUACCUAGCAACAUAUGUCAAUAAAAAUGGCAGUUUUGCCAAUCUGAGAAUUUAUCCUCAUGGUUUGGUGUUAGUCGAUGUGCAGAGUUACAAUGAGAUGAAGGGAAGAGAAGAAACAGAGCAGCUUUUGAACAAAGUGGAAGAUAGAGUGAAAGAAUUGUUUCAAAGAAACAUCAAAAGGGUAAAACGGUUGCCGGCCAUUGUGAGAGGAAAUGCCAUAGAUAGAUAUUGGCCCACAGCAGAUGGGCGAUUGGUGGAAUAUGACAUUGAUGAAGUUGUUUAUGAUGAAGAGUCAGCUUAUCAGAAUAUUAAAAUUUUACACUCAAAGCAAUUUGGAAAUAUUCUCAUCCUCAGUGGAGAUGUUAAUCUGGCAGAGAGUGACCUGGCAUAUACACAAGCUAUAAUGGGCAGUGGGAAGGAAGACUACGCUGGCAAAGAAGUGCUCAUUCUUGGAGGUGGUGAUGGGGGAAUAUUGUAUGAAAUAGUCAAACUGAAACCAAAGAUGGUCACCAUGGUAGAGAUUGACCAAAUGGUGAUUGACGGGUGUCGAAAAUACAUGCGCAAAACAUGUGGAGAUGUCUUGGACAAUCUGAAAGGAGAGUGCUAUCAGGUUCUAAUAGAAGACUGUAUUCCAGUACUGAAGAGGUAUGCCAAAGAAGAAAGGAUGUUUGAUUAUGUAAUUAAUGAUUUGACAGCUGUUCCAAUCUCCACAUCUCCAGAAGAAGAUUCCACGUGGGAAUUUCUGCGGAUGAUUCUGGACCUUUCAAUGAAAGUCUUGAAACCUGAUGGAAAAUAUUUCACACAGGGAAAUUGUGUCAAUCUGACAGAAGCCUUGACCCUCUACGAAGAACAGCUUGGCAGGCUAUAUUGUCCUGUGGAGUUCUCAAAGGAAGUUGUGUGUGUCCCCUCAUACAUGGAACUAUGGGUGUUUUAUACUAUUUGGAAGAAGAGGAUUGAUGUUUGAAGCUCAAGGUCCACAUACUACACACUGCAUGAAGUGUGUAGAUUUGCCACAUGCUGUUUCUUGGCAUCUUGAAACUUUAAAUUAUAUGCUGUAGAUGAUCCUGAGGCUUAGAUAUGCUAUCAAUUUGUGAAUUCUUUAAAUGUUUCUUAUUAUUUUAAUUUAAAAGCAAAUGGAAAAUGUAUAUUUUGAUGAGCUAGGGUGUUAUUUUUUGAAAGUCAACUUAGAUAAAUUAGCAGCAAAACUAUAGCUGCUGGAUGCACUGAACCUUUAGAAUGUGAUCAUUUUGUUAUUAUUUCUUAGAUCUUUGAAUAUUGACUUUAAAAGACAACAUUAGCAUUUCAGUGUCUUAUAGCUGCUUUUUCUUUCAGACAUUAAUCAGAUUUAAUUGUCAUGGUGCUUUAAAUAGAAAAGUGGUUUUUGUUAAAUAAUUAGUGUGCUAAAUCAUUAGAGGAAUUAAGGGCAAACAUAUUUUUUUAAGGAUACCCUCAGGCCCAUUGUGAUGUUAUAAAGCUACCAUGAGAUGACAUUUCAGUAUUAUUUUCUUAUGGUGAACUUCUUAUUCUCUAUGCACCCUCACAUGUCAAGAUCUGGCAUUUAAUUUUCAGUUCUCUUGGUAAGGAGUAUAUGCCAGAUCUCAACCCUGUGAGAAUUAGUUCAGAACAAAAGUACAUCACACCAAAAUGAUAUGGGGGAAGUUACCUUGUGAUGGCUUUGCCACAUCAAAAUUAAUAUGAAUUGGGCCCAUGCUUAGUUAAAAAGGGAAGGAGCUAACUUGAGAUUUUGUUCACCUACUAUAUCAUCCUAGACUUAUCUUUUAGUCUUUUCAGUACAGCGAGAUUCACAAAGAACGUAUGCUGGUAUAGUGUCACUAACGUAAGUUGUCUAAGUGGUUAGAGAGCUGUAAUUUUAUAAACUAUUUAGCCCUCUUAUAUUUAUUAUAAGCAGGGAGGAAUUGUAGAUAAAACAAGUACUGGUAGCACUAUACAUGUGGAAACUACAGCUUGACCUGCUCUUCCACCACUUGGAGUUCAGUAUGAAAUGUAGAAUGAUAAUUCUCUUUGUGGAUCCACAUCUUAUUAGCUUUAGUGCUAAUGCUCCUGGCAUGUGAAAAGUCAUUUAAAAAGGGAAAAUUAGAAAAGUGACUUGGGACACCAUAUGCUGAAAACUUCUUGUUUCUCAGCUUCAUCAAAGUGAAUGGGACACAGGUUAAGAAUACAGGACAGUUCCCAUGCAUUUCAGUGCAGUCUGUGAGGAAGUUGCUGGUGGAUUAUGGUCCUGAUAGUCUUGUGCAUCUCGUAUUUAUAUUUUUUGCAUGUCUAUAAACAAGUAUUUACUCCACUGAGUUGAGCCCAACCACCAUGGAUAUGAUGAAUCUUGUGUCUGACCCUAAAGCAUCACUACCCCAUACACUGUAUUUGCAUAUGCAUGUUGAAAUAUCUAUUAGGUGAUUGCAUUUGUACUCCCCUCCCCCCUUGUCUGCACAUGGUGUGAAAUUAUAUUUUUAAAAAAUCUUUAUAUGUGCUGAUUGAUCAUUUACUGAUAACUUUGCUAGAAGCAAACCCUUAAAAAGUGCUCAGAAAUACAACCUUAUUGUAUAAUUUGGGAGGGAGAGAGAUAAUGAAAACAUAUUACCCCUUCUUCGCAUUAUAAGAUCUUGGAACAAAAGGAACCCCCCCCCCCCCGCAACUGAAAAAUUUGCAUUGCAUUUCACUGUUUUAAAGGAUGUUACUGGGUUGUUCUGUUUUUAUAGCAACAUAAAAAGAGUUGCACCUAGACUGUGCAUCCCAAAUAAAAAUAAUCACAGUGUAUGCUCUCUCUUUUUUACUUCAUUGUGAAAAACCAAAUGCGUUUUGCACAAUACGCUUUCUGCAGGGUGAACUUCUUUAUGUAUUUACAAAAAAGGACAUAGUCCUUGAUAGUACAGCAAGGAAUUCCAUUGUUUAAAAAACAGAAUUUUGUUAAAUAAUGUGUAUAUAUGGUAUCUUGGGACCAUCAGAAUGCUAACAAAAUGAACAAGUCAAACAGAUAUGUUUACAGUUUGUAACUCCUAAACUGUGUCUCCUAUAUAAUUGAAGCUACCUAAUAAACUCUUUGAAUCUUUAUUAAUGUAGUGGCUGACAUCCUGACUAAGGAAGCACUGGUGAAGAUCAGAACAGCAGCACUUCCAGACUAACUGCAGUGGGUAAUAGGCAAUUCCUCAGCCCUCAGGUGACACAGAGGACUUCUGGGGGUAGGUGGGGAGAGAUUGUCAGAAAUUACCUCUUCACCAGUGCCCUGGUACAGUAGACUGGAAGUAUUAUUCUGAUCAUCUCACUGUACCAGCACUUUGUUAGGAUGUCAGACAAUAUAUUUGCUGAAUUUGCCUUUGAUAAAGAGCAAACUUCUUUCAGGUCAAUCCGAUGUUUCCUGUUGACUAAAAAGGAACCAUUAUUUCAAUAUAUGUGUAUUAUUUAUCCUAGUCAUAAAUUUGCCUAGAAUACUGGCUGAUACACUACAUAGCAAGCCUCCCAUCCAAGACGGAUGCACAUUCACCACUUCUGAGCCAACCAAGAGCUCAUUCAUUCAGCUUCCGAAGGCAGAGGCUCCUCCGUGCCUCCUUAACUGUGUGUCUUUGCUGUUGCGCCGCCACUUCCACUUUCCCCAGUUCCAGUAGCAAUGCAGCAGCAAUGAUGCACAGCUUCAGAGGCAUGGAGGAAGCCUUCAGAAGCUGUGGGUUUGGGCUCUUGGCUGGUUCAUCCCUCUUGAAUGGGUGGCUCCUUGAGCAGUUUGUUAAUCACUCUUUUCCAUUAUGGUUAGGAGCUUCUGUUGAGUCUGGUGGAGAACAUGUGUGACUGAUGCAGGCCCACCUUUUUCCUAUUGCUAAAAUACACAGCCAAGCUCCAUUUUAUACUAAAUUAUUUUACACUGCUUUUGAACAGAUUGAUAGUGGCUUCCUUUAUUUCUUUUCCUUAUAAGCUGAAGGUAAAAGGCACAAAAUUUGGGAGAGCCUACACUAAGUGGACAUAAAUUAGUCUUUCAGAAUUGUAUCCUAUGAGACUUCAACAAUAAGUAUACACAUGUGAUGUAUGUCAGAAAUUGCUGUUAUCUGAAAUACUGUUUGGGGAUUAUGCAAUGCUUGUAAUGUCAAAAUUAGAGCUGCCUUCUUGGAGAAGUAGUUCCCCCCCCCAACCUUCUAAAAGGGCACAAAGUAAGUUUAACUUUAUCAUAUCUACAGAAUGUCCCCAGUAGUCACCCUAAAGAAUCCAAAGCAGAUAAACAUAUAUUCAUAGGUUUUUAUGUUGUAAUCAAAACCAACAUGGAUUCACAAAUUUUCCUGGAACUUCUCCUGUAACUUAAAGUACAAGCAAAAGUUGUCUGAAGUUGGGCUUUUAGAAAUGAAGAGUAAACAACUGGCCAAAUAUAUGGAACAGAAUUAUCCCGCCCCCCCCCCCCAGCCUCGGCUGCAGGUAGAAUAGAGCUAAAUGCACUGAGGGUUAUGGAGGGAAAAAGGUGUUGAGACUUCCUUUCCUUAUAUACAUAAACUUGUGAUCAUAGGGUCUGAUUUAGGGAUGUGCACGGAACUGGUGGUUCCGCCAGUUCAAAGGCGGCGGGGCUGCUGCUUUAAGAGCGGGGGAAGGUGCACUUACCCCUCCCACCACUUUCCCCCCACCGGCGUCUUUUGUUAAGAAAGCUGAUCAGGGUGGCAGUGUACUUCUCUUGCGCUCCAUUGCCCCCUUUGGCCAGAUAUGGCCGGAAGUCUCCGGUGUGUUGGGGACUUCCAGCCAUAUCCGGGCAAUGGGGCGGCAGGGAGGUACGCUGCCUCCCCAAUCAGCUUUCUUAAUAAAGGACGCCAGUGGGGGAAAAGUAGCGGGAGGGGUAAGUGCACCCUCCCCCACUCUUAAUCAAUCAAUCCUUUAUUACGGUCAGAGACCAGCAUAAAAUUGAUACAGGUUAAAAAUUACAUGUUAUGUGAUGUUGUUAUGAUGAUAUGAUGAUACAUAACUUGACAAAUCUAAAAUUAAGGAUGAUUUCAAUUUAAAAGGUAAAUUAAAAUACAUAUUAGUACAUAAUAUCAAAAGGCUAAAACUAAGAAUGAUUGCAGAUUAAAAAGUAAAAUAGAUAGAAUAUACUCGUUAGAACUAAAUAAGCUAAAAACCUAAAAUUACUAAAGCUAAAACAGAUAAAAUAAUAAUAUAAUGAUAUAGUUUCUAUAGAAGUGCCCAGAAAAAAAUAAAAAGGAGAGUAUAAAAUCCAGAUUUAAAAUUAUAAAAAGCAAUAAAAAGAGAAAGAAGGGGGGGGAGGAAAACUAUAAAACGUAGUAAAAUGCAAUAAAAUGCAGUACAAUGCAAUAAAACAAUAGGUUUGGAGGCAUGGACAAGUGCAAGGUCAAUCCAGAAUAAUCAAGAAUCGGAUUAAGUGGGCUCACAGCCUAUCAUCCUUUGAUGGAUGCCGAUUGCAGCCACACAGAACGUGCCAACGCUUUGUGUAAUGGCAGGGUUAGAGUCAGAGAGCAACAGAAAGCUGUAGAAUUGUCUCGAAUGUCCCGGGUACUUGCUUAGCAAUGGGAGAAUAAGGGCAACACGAAUGUCUCUAUGAAACAGGCAGUAUAGAAGGACAUGCUCAAUAGUUUCGAUCUGUUCUGAGCCACAGGGACAUAAUCGCUCUGCAAGUGGGAUCUUUCUGUAACAGCCCUCUAGCACUGCUGAGGGGAGACUAUGGCAGCGAGCCAAAGUGAACGUCCUGUGGUUUGGUACCUCCAAAUGAGUGAGAUAUGCUGCAGGAGAGGCAGUAUAUCUAAGUUCCUCACUGAUAUAAAAUUUUGAGACACAGCUGAGGUCUGUUUGGCACUCAUUGUCUGUAAUGUGCUGCUUUUGCCUGAUCGUAGCCCAUGUUGAGCAGGGACAGUGGAGAGACCCCACUCUUAAAGCAACACCCCCGCCAUAUUUGAACCGCUCCACCGUGGUUCCGUGCACAUCCCUAGUCUGAUUUACCAGGGAGCAAUGGGAUAGUAUUAACUCCCUCAUGCAGCCUAAUAGAUAAGUGCAAUGUUAGUCUUUAAAUCUGGUAAGAAAUGGGGAACUGAAAUGAAUGAGUAGGGCUAAUGUUUGGAAGGCUAAUACAUACAUGCAUCAAUACAACCAGUGCAUCAUUGGAAAGCUAAUACAUACAGAAAGGGAAACAUGGGGGGUAAUAGUUUUUAACAAUCUUGGUUGGAGCAUCAUAAUAACAUUGAUGUGUGCAUUUAAAUGCAAAAUGGCAUAAAUUGUACUUUUCUUCCCACCUGUGGUUUUUCCUGUUACUGCUUGAAGAGAUUCUGAGAAAAUUGUUUUAAAUAAAGUUUUGUCAUUAUUUAUAUGUAGUUGCUGUAGUAGUGUACAGCAUGGGUUCCCAACCUUGGGUUGCCAGAUGCUGUUGGACUACAGUUCCCAUGAUCCCCAUCUGGGGACCCAAGGUUGGGAACCCCUACGUACAUUAUGGACAUUAACCUUUUGGAGCUGUGUGUGUGUGUGCAUGAACUAAUCUGUGACAGAUUUAACACUUUUUAAUUUUACACCUGAAAAAUGAGUGGAACAUCAUUGUUGCUAGUGCCUCACUAGACAUGCACAUCAAUCCCGAAGAUGGUUGGCAUGGUGUGUCUUUUAAUUCUUUGCACUAAAUGCUGCUUCCAUCUAGUAGUGAAAUUUAACUAUUUUUAAAAAAGAAGUUGAUUACUAAUCUGUCUUUGCUGAAAGAAAACUGCUGGCAUUGUAUUGACUGCACUGGAACAGUGCAUAUAUUCGAAUAAAGGUACGCUAUUAUUACCUGUU
Molecule: messenger RNA, 7342 nt
Organism: Hemicordylus capensis (graceful crag lizard)
Lineage: Eukaryota; Metazoa; Chordata; Lepidosauria; Squamata; Cordylidae
Gene: SMS
Product: spermine synthase
Exons: 12
Coding region: 297-1556 (419 amino acids)
Biological process (GO): spermine biosynthetic process
Molecular function (GO): spermine synthase activity
Source: RefSeq, a predicted model, not a curated record